This is a messenger RNA of Talpa occidentalis (Iberian mole), 1533 nucleotides long. RefSeq names its product retinoid X receptor gamma (gene RXRG). Bases 1 to 1398 code for a protein of 465 amino acids. The transcript is spliced from 10 exons. Gene Ontology annotation, biological process: positive regulation of transcription by RNA polymerase II; cell differentiation; retinoic acid receptor signaling pathway. Gene Ontology annotation, molecular function: nuclear steroid receptor activity; zinc ion binding; retinoic acid-responsive element binding. The record is from RefSeq and is a predicted model, not a curated record. NCBI's taxonomy places the organism in Eukaryota, Metazoa, Chordata, Mammalia, Eulipotyphla, Talpidae. Gene Ontology annotation, cellular component: RNA polymerase II transcription regulator complex; nucleus.
AUGCUGGACAACAGGGAUGGAGACAAAUCAACCUGGAACUGGGAUCAGCUUGGGGGUUCUCCUGGCCACUCCGGCGCCACGUCCCUGAGCCCGUCGGCAGCCUUGUCCACUGGGAAGCCAAUGGAUAGUCACCCCAGCUACACCGACACCCCAGUGAGUGCCCCGCGGACUCUGAGUGUGGUGGGGACCCCUCUCAAUGCCCUGGGCUCUCCGUACCGAGUCAUCACUUCUGCCAUGGGCCCACCCUCAGGAGCGCUGGCAGCCCCUCCAGGAAUCAAUUUGGUUGUCCCACCCAGCUCUCAGCUAAAUGUGGUCAACAGCGUCAGCAUUUCAGAGGACAUCAAGCCCUUACCAGGGCUUCCCGGGAUUGGAAACAUGAACUACCCAACCACUAGCCCUGGGUCUCUGGUUAAACACAUCUGUGCCAUCUGUGGGGACAGAUCCUCAGGGAAGCACUAUGGUGUGUACAGUUGUGAAGGCUGCAAAGGGUUCUUCAAGAGAACCAUCCGGAAGGACCUUGUCUACACGUGUCGGGACAACAAAGACUGUCUCAUUGACAAGCGUCAGCGCAACCGCUGCCAGUACUGUCGCUAUCAGAAGUGCCUUGUCAUGGGCAUGAAGCGGGAAGCUGUGCAAGAAGAAAGGCAGAGGAGCCGGGAGCGGGCCGAGAGUGAGGCAGAAUGUGCCAGUAGCAGCCAUGAGGAUAUGCCUGUGGAGAGGAUUCUAGAAGCUGAACUUGCUGUUGAACCAAAGACAGAGUCCUAUGGUGACAUGAACAUGGAGAACUCGACAAAUGACCCUGUCACCAACAUAUGCCAUGCUGCGGACAAGCAGCUUUUCACUCUUGUGGAGUGGGCCAAGCGUAUCCCCCACUUCUCAGAUCUCACCUUGGAGGACCAGGUCAUUCUGCUUCGGGCAGGGUGGAAUGAGUUGUUGAUUGCCUCCUUCUCCCACCGCUCAGUCUCUGUGCAGGACGGCAUCCUCCUGGCCACGGGUUUACACGUGCACCGGAGCAGUGCCCACAGUGCUGGGGUUGGCUCCAUCUUUGACAGAGUUCUGACUGAGCUCGUCUCCAAAAUGAAAGACAUGCAGAUGGAUAAAUCGGAGCUGGGGUGCCUGCGCGCCAUUGUGCUGUUCAACCCAGAUGCCAAGGGUCUGUCCAACCCCUCUGAGGUGGAGACUCUACGUGAGAAGGUUUAUGCCACCCUGGAGGCCUACACCAAGCAGAAGUAUCCAGAACAACCAGGCAGGUUUGCCAAACUGCUGCUGCGCCUCCCUGCCCUGCGCUCCAUUGGCCUGAAAUGCCUGGAGCACCUCUUCUUCUUCAAGCUGAUUGGGGACACGCCCAUUGACACCUUCCUCAUGGAGAUGUUGGAGACCCCCCUGCAGAUUACCUGAGCCCCAGCAGCCGCAGCACCCCAGCUGGGAGCACCCCGGGCAGGUGUGUGUGGACCCCGCCCUGCACACGACCCUCCACUUCCCACCCCGACCCCCUUCCUCUUCCCAAAAUGUGAUGCUUCUAAUAAAGAAACU